Molecule: messenger RNA, 1123 nt
Organism: Sander lucioperca (pikeperch)
Lineage: Eukaryota; Metazoa; Chordata; Actinopteri; Perciformes; Percidae
Exons: 2
Coding region: 24-950 (308 amino acids)
Source: RefSeq, a predicted model, not a curated record
UCAGUGCCUUUGUUUUGGAUUAUAUGCAUACGGUUUGCUUGGGAGUUGUUAGGCGGCUGUUGGUGUAUCUGACUCGAGGCCCAAAACUGUGUAGGCUUUCUCUGAGACAGAAAAAUGAAAUCUCACAAAAACUAAACCUGCUACGAGGCCAGAUGCCCAGUGAGUUUGCACGACAGCCCCGUGGCCUUCAGGAGUUGGACAGGUGGAAAGCCACAGAGUUCCGUCAGUUUCUUCUGUACACGGGACCCAUAGUACUAAAAAAUACAGUCUCCUCACAGCUGUAUGCUCAUUUUGUGACAUUAACCGUGGCAGUAUCCAUCAUGCUGGACUCAGAUGAGAGGAAAAGAGCUGCCUAUUUGGAUUUUUCUGCUGAUCUGAUGAGGCACUUUGUGUCUAGCUGCCCUGCACUCUAUGGAAAAACAUUUACGGUGUACAAUGUGCAUGCCCUGUUACACAUCCAUGAAGAUGUCUCUCGUUUCAGGUGCUCUUUAAAUGACAUAUGUUGCUUUCCAUAUGAGAACUAUUUGCAGCAGAUCAAAAGAUUGGUCAGGACUGGCCAAAAUCCAUUAGCGCAGGUGUCCAAACGCCUGGUCGAAAUUGAACAUGCCCAGGGGAAUUCCACUGCACAGCCUAAAGCAAAGCCCCAAAUGUACAUUUCAUCAAAAAGAAGAGACAGCUGUUUCCUUCUGGAAGAUGAGAGCUUUGCUUUUGUUCAAGAGAGGAGGGGAGAUGGUACAGUUGUUUGCGAUGUGGUAAAACAGAGACACACUGUCGACCUGUUUGACAAACCAUGUCCGUCAAACCUCUUGAACAUUGCUUACAUAGGGAAUGGCCGUAGACUUAGAAGAAAAGAAGUCAAGGAAAAAGACCUUGGUCGAAAAGUAGCCUGCCUUCCUUUCAACAAUGGCUCUGUCAUGAUUCCUCUGCUGCAUGGCAUUGAACAUUCAUGAUGAAGAUUGGCAAGACAUUAAGUUAUGCUUUUCGUCAGGGCCGUUUGGAAUGAAAAUGGGAAGGAAAUGGAGGGGACCAUCCCUGAUGCCUGGGUUAAUGUAGCUGAGAAAACCCUUCGAUGGCCAAAGACGAGGGCAAAAUAUUGUUUUGACAACCAUGUGGCUCCUAAGGA